Messenger RNA from Suillus subalutaceus, 1242 nucleotides. RefSeq lists its product as uncharacterized. The record is from RefSeq and is a predicted model, not a curated record. NCBI's taxonomy places the organism in Eukaryota, Fungi, Basidiomycota, Agaricomycetes, Boletales, Suillaceae. The coding region runs from base 178 to 1137 and encodes 319 amino acids. The transcript has 3 exons.
GCGACGUCUGUCACGCCAAUCCCCCCGGCGAACAAUUGCAAGAGCUAUUCUGAUCACUGCCCACUGCCCAGCGAUGUUCAAAUUUCGCAGUGACCUUUGGUGCGGGCUUGGGGUUAGGGUUAUACAAAUAGAAAGAACCCGAUAUUACAUAUUAAUAUUUUCGCAAGUCCUUACUUCAUGCCUCUCGACGGACACGGCUACCUGACAUCGUACGGAUGGUCAGGCAAAGGCACGGGCCUUCGCACGGGUGCUAUCGACAGGCCCCUUGCUAUCCCCCAAAAACGAAACCUCGCCGGCGUAGGCAAGGAUCGUGACGAGGCAUUCCCGUUCUGGGAUCACUUAUAUUCAGCUGCCACGAAAGCUAUCACCAUCAAGAUAGCAGAUGAUGAUGACAACGAUGUCGACGACGAUCAAAACGAGGAUUCAUCAGAGUCCACGACCCUUCAACUAAAACGAACCACGACUGGCAUCAUCUCGAAUAGAAGACCGUUGUCGGGUACCCCUGCAACCGGAACAUCUACCCCAGACUCAGACAGUUACCCACGUAUCUCUGUAAUGACCAUUGCGAAACGUGAGGCUGCAAGAAUGGGCUUAUAUUCUCGAUUUUUCCGAGGGCCAACAUUGGCCCCUGAUGAUCCUAGCAAAUUGUCAUCAUCCCCUUCCCCGUCCCCCCUGCAUUCUGCUGAUUCAACUUCCGAAAGAAAUAUCGCUCCUCUGACUGACGUCCCAAGCCGGAAGGAAAGUACAAAGCGGAAAUCAACAGACCUGCUCGAGACCCGAGAGCAACGGAGAGAAAGAAAACGACUAAAACGGGAGAAAAAGGAGAAGAGAGCAGCGAAGAGAGCAGCAAAAGCUAAAAAAGAAAAGCCCGUACUACACAACCUCGAGACGAAGGACGAGCGCAGGGCGCGGAAAGAAGCCAAGAGGGCUAUGAAAAAUUUGGAGGGAAAUUCUCCUGAUAUUGCAGAACGUCGAAAACUACCUGGAGAUGUGGUCUUUACGAGCCUCGACCAGCCUCGAUCACAGGGACAUUGCAAAAGAUCCAUAAAUACUUCUCCUCAGGGUGACGAUCCUGCGACCAAGGACGACAUAGACACAAAGAAGAGGAAAAAGAAGGGAGAAAAGAAAGAUCCAUAAUUUAGCAUUUCGUCCUAUCAUUAUCGAUGUUAUCGCAGGUUUAUACCAUUACAUUGUCAUUCGAGUAUUUCUCGUAGUAAACAUAUUAAAAUCUGUAUUCCAUUA